Molecule: messenger RNA, 618 nt
Organism: Opisthorchis viverrini
Lineage: Eukaryota; Metazoa; Platyhelminthes; Trematoda; Opisthorchiida; Opisthorchiidae
Exons: 4
Coding region: 1-618 (205 amino acids)
Source: RefSeq, a predicted model, not a curated record
AUGCCGGGGUUGGGUUGGAACCAUGAAGCUUCCGACUUGGGCAAACUGGCAGUAUCCCAGCCUUCGUGGUUCCUUAAGGUAGCACGGCAGCUAGCUACCGAAAGGGUGUUACAGCCGAACGGUUUUUGGGGGCGAGAUGGCUCAAUGGUUAUUGACUGGAAGGUUCGUGGUUCGAAGCCGACCUCUACCUCUCGACUUCCCCUGUCUAGGCUAGGGCAACCAGAUCCCAGCCCUCUUGCUUUCUUCUGGUGGCAUGGGAGGAAGAGUGAAAGUUGGUGGGUAACGGGAUCAAUUCUAGCCAAACACAAUAGUUCCAAGAAAUGGUAUUGCGUUUGCAUUUCCAGCCCACCACCGCUGCCUUGCUGUUGGGUUUUUAGCCAAAGGCUUUGCUUGAGGACCUUAAUCGUCCAUCUGACUAUGUGUGGGUGCCCUGACAGUACCCUAGCCCACGUACAACCAUACCUACGUCUAACAGUAAACUCAUGCCACGUCAGCCGUCGCGUGGUGCCAUUAGCCAGGUCGCUUCACUCACUGCAUACAGCAGGGCGGUUAGGCGAAAAGAGGCUACUAUUGACGCCUCCAUUCUUUAUCUUUCACAUACUUCUUCCGAGCACUUAA